GUAAUGCAAGACAAAAAGGAAAAUUUUCGAAAAAUCCAAAUAGAGAAUAUUUAACUUUUCAAUCAUACUUUUGAUUUUCUUAUAAUACAUGAUAUUCGUUUCUUCAUGUGGAAUAACAAUUGGAGUUUUUUAUAUCGUAGUAUAAUAUUUUAUAUUAAGCAAAUAAAAAUCGUCUCCGUUCAAUUAUAUGAAUUAAGAAAUAUGUACGCUAAGUCAUUAAACGUUGAUAAGUAAAUAAAAAAAAAUUUAUUUAGCCGCGAAACUUGAUUUGCCAGUAACUCAAUAUAAUUUCGAGUUAAUUUUAACGAUAGACUUGUGUUUUGUGAUGUAAAAGUGAGGCAGACAUUCGGUGGGGCUUCGCACGAUCGAUUAAUCGAACGCGUAGGCCGCGUUGGGUAAUCACAGAGACGAUUUUAGAGCCGUUUGAUCUGGGUGCAUGUAUCUGGUGCGUGUAUCUAGUGUAUGUACGACGAUAAGCUAUGAGCCGCCCCCAUCACACAUGGCGCACCGCGAUGAGUAACUCCAUCGACUUUGGCGUAAACGCGGCGGCGCGUUUAGUGAUUUAGUUGGUGCGCAUCGUUCAAGUGCAUUGAAUAUUCGCGUCUCUCCCGACGCGUAGUCUCGCGAAAUUAGUAACGUGUAACUCCGGUUAAUCUUCCUCAAUUGUUUGCGUCGUGCUCUCUAAAAUGUACGAUUAAUCUUUUGUAACAAUUACGUAUAAAACAAUGAUUCUAUAUAAAUAUAUGGAUAAUUAAUCUGUUGACAGAGUUUGUGAUCUUGGAUCAUCUUUGCUCUUCGCUUUAUCGGCGUUGCGUUUGGAUAACAUUCGUGUGGAUCUCAGAGGAGUAUGAAGAUUUUUCGCAGGAUCUUUAGGAAGAAAAAGAAGAAGUACAAGAAAUCUCGGAAGACCACGUCGAAGAAAAGGAUCGCAAGCAGCUCGCACGAUGCGCAUUUACUAAGAGACGAUUUCCUCUUCGGCACCAGUAUCGCGAAUACUUCGAGACGGCAUCGGCGUAAACAUAAGACUGCAGACAGAGGAUGGGAGAUCCAUCACGUUACAGUCACAAGAGUUCCCGGUUACGGCUUUGGUAUAGCUGUGUCAGGAGGUCGCGAUAAUCCUCAUUUUACUAAUGGUGAUCCAGCGAUCGCAAUCUCCGAUGUGCUGAAAGCUGGUCCAGCUGAAGGAAAAUUACAAGUUAAUGACCGUAUCAUCUCCGCCAAUGGGGUAUCAUUGGAAGGAGCCGAUUAUGGGGCUGCCGUGCGGGUCCUGCGGGAUUCCGGUUCUACCGUUUUGUUGGUUGUUAAACGAAGAGCUUUUUCGAAUUCACCCGGUUGCUUAGGCAGCGUUGCAUCUCAGAGUCAUCGACUCACGCUCACGCGAAACAAUAAGAAGGAUGACUUUGGCAUAGUGCUGGGAUGUCGAUUAUACGUAAAGGAGGUUACGCGAGAAAAUAUCGGAGUGAAAACUGGGGACGUGUUAACCCGAAUAGGCAGUGUCGCCGCCGAUAAUAUGAGUCUGAAGGAAGCUAGAAAGCUGAUGGACCAGUGCAAAGACAGGCUCUCGAUUGUAAUUACACGGGACAGCUCAUGUUGCCACGUACAGCAGCAAAGUAAAGGGGAUAGCGGUGAAUAUCUGUCGGGUGCGAGUUACAGUAGUCAAAACUUGUACGUUCCGCCACCUACGAGGCAACCCUUGGAUGAUAAGAGUAAUCUUGUGCCGAGGGGUCGUUCGCGGGGUCCGCUGAUGGACGUGUCUUUGAGUCAACUGGAUCUACCAGCUACGCCCACUGUGGAUCCACCCAGGCCACCUCCGCCCAGACCAGAAGAUUAUUACAGUACGCGCAGACAACUGUACGAUGAAGAUUCGGUUUCACCUCGAACAAAGCAGCCCAUGCCGGAUCCUCGAUUUAUUACUUUUCAAAAGGAAGGAUCCGUAGGGGUGCGAUUAAGUGGCGGCAAUGAAACCGGGGUCUUUGUGACUGCAGUUCAAGCGGGAAGUCCUGCGUCUCUUCAAGGUCUUCAGCCAGGAGAUAAAAUCUUAAAGAUAAACGAUAUGGAUAUGAAAGGAGUGACGAGAGAAGAGGCUGUGCUGUUUCUUCUUAGCUUACAAGAACAGAUCGAUCUUAUCGUACAACAUCGACGUCAGGAAUACGAUCAGAUCAUUGCAUCGGGCAGAGGCGAUUCCUUUCAUAUAAAGACUCAUUUUCAUUAUGAGCAACCACAGAAAGGUGAAAUGAGUUUUCGCAGCGGAGAUGUCUUUCAUGUGGUGGAUACCCUUCACAAUGGUGUUGUUGGAUCCUGGCAGGUUUUUCGAAUUGGACGAAACAAUCAGGAGGUACAGAAGGGCAUUAUACCUAACAAAGCCCGCGCUGAAGAGCUCGCAACCGCGCAAUUUAACGCUACGAAGAAGGAGAUGAGUGCUAGCGAAAGUAGAGGUAGCUUUUUCAGAAGAAGAAGAAAUAGCCACAGACGUUCAAAAUCUUUAGGAAGGGAUCAUUGGGACGAUGUGGUGUUCUCCGAUAGCGUUAGCAAGUUUCCAGCUUACGAGCGUGUGAUCCUACGACAUCCCGGAUUUAUCAGGCCCGUUGUUCUCUUUGGGCCCGUAGCUGAUCUCGCUAGGGAAAAACUUCUCAAGGAUUUCCCCGAUAAGUUCACCUCCCCACAAAUGGAAAGCCAAAUGGAGGACGGUACGGGAAAGAAUACUAAAACAUCUGGUAUCAUUCGGUUAAGCGCUAUCAGAGAGGUAAUGGAAAGGAGCAAACAUGCGUUGUUGGACAUCACUCCGAAUGCCGUGGAUCGCUUAAAUUACGCCCAGUUUUAUCCAAUUGUUAUCUUCCUGAAGGCCGAGACGAAGCAAGUCAUCAAGGAGAUGAGAGCUGGCAUACCAAAAUCAGCGCACAAGAGCAGUAAAAAGCUUCUAGAACAAUGUCAGAAGCUCGAUAAAAUCUGGGGACACGUGUUUAGCGCGGUGAUUACUCUCAAUGCGCCGGAAGCUUGGUACCGGAAGCUCAGAGAGCUCAUUGACCGUCAGCAGCAAGGCUUACUAUGGAUGAGUCAAACCAAGCCAGAAGAAGCUCUCUCGGAUGAUUUCCUAUUCCCGAUGACUUCUCGCCUCUCCUACGCUUCCUCCCCGGAAAGCGAUUUGGAAUUGAGUCCGGCACCCGUUAUUCCCGGCACUUUGGGUCCACCGUCGCGGUUAAAGAGCAGUUCUGACCCCAGUAUUGCUACUCAAGAUGACACCACUGCGCCGCCACCGUAUUCGACGAAUUAUCAGCAAUCAUUUGAGCAGCAAAAGAGAAGAUCUCAAGGCGGGAUGGGAGACAGCAAGUACGGUUUCUCAUUGUCCGGUCAAAUGAGUAAUCAAUCCGGCUCGCCAGAAUACUUGGGUGGUUCCUCCGAACCUAGAUCUCCUCAUCACAGUCCUCCGGAUCUACCGCCGCGGGUUGAUCGAAACGUGAAGCCGAUUAAUCAAACGCCGCGGGGAACUGUAGGACGAUCCGCCCAGGAGCGGCUAGGAGUAAAUAAAAUUGAUUCGGUCCUGGAUAUGGGGAAUUAUAUCAAUGCGACUCCUCACAAAGCAAAUGCCACAUCGUCUCUCGAACGAGCGCAGCCGAAAGCGGGAAGUUACGACAGCAUGUCUUCAUACGAUUCAUACAACAAUACCAAUGGAAAUGCGAAUUAUGGGGCGGUGAAUUUAAACGCAUCAACAGGUCGUUUGGGCCCGAAUGUACCUGAUGAUGUCAAAAGCAGUAAUAUGUCGGUGAGAGCGCACGAUCCGUAUAGAUUAACCAGAUCUCAGGUUCAAUUAGUUAGCAUAAAAUUAUCGCUUUUUGUAUAUUAUAGCCGAUCCACCGAUUACAAAUCGAUACCAAUGUCGCAAAAUAAACCGGGAGGCACUUACAAACCUAUACCGCCUCCGAAGCCAAAAAAUUACAGACCACCUCAAGCAUCGCUUGCUCAAACAGAAAACAACGGGAAUGAUGGGAAUAAUUCGUAUCAACACUCGAAAAGUUAUUCCAUUGCCACAUCGCAUGUACAUAAUGGGGUAGAAAAUAAUGUGCAGCGUAACAGCAACCAGUAUUACUACAACAUUCCGCCGCCCGGUCGUUACAAUGAGGGCAAUCUCGUGAAUUCACAUCACAAUCUAAAUCAUCUCACGACGCCGACGCACAGUCAUAGUCUCAGCCACAGCCACGCGCACUCUCAUUCCAGCCCGCCAGUGACUACCGCGCAUUCUCACAGCAACAGUGCCGGCCAGAUCAGUUUCGGACUGCAUAAUCGGAACAGCACAAAUCACAAUGGGUACAUGCAUGGUAAUAAUCCCCAUGGUACCGCGGGUUCGGUUUAUCCAUCUGCUAAUCCUGGACAUAAUAGAGAACCUAGUGGUUUAGAUCUGGCUGGUAGUCGCGAGCAAAGAGGAAGCGCUUUCGAACUCUAUCGAAAACCGGUUCAUCAUUAUAAUAUGAGUUAAUGUGUACCCCGAUGCAAGACUUGUUAUAUUAAUAAAUUUCUAUUGGAGUGCAGAGAAAUCGUGCAAUGUCAUAGACAUAGACGAAAAAACAAAAGUUAUAUUUAAGAUUAUGGUAUUACGAAGAGUAUAUCGUGCCUUCCAAAAGAACCUAUUUUUCCAUUUAUGUAAGAAUCUUGAGAUGUCAAUAGCAUCAACAGAUUUCUUAACUUUACGAAAAAGUGCUUAGUUAGAUAUUUUAUACACAUAUAAAGAACAAAUUUUAACUUUAUUAUGAGAUUUUAUAGAAUUUUUUAUUAGAGCAAAAAUAAUGAUAAAGAUUAUCGUUAUCGAGAUAUAUACGUAAAAAAUUUUUCAAUAACUUCUUAACAUAAAUCGCGCAUGUAUUUAAUAAGAAUAAUAUACAAAGAUACUUAAAGAAAAUCUUUUUGUAAGUGCAAUGUAAUGUAACAAUACUCAGUCGCUUAUAUACACGAGAUAAAAUCUGUAUAAUCAUAUAAUAGUCACAUAUUUUUCUGCUUCCACAUUAAAAAUAUGGUAAAUGCCACAUCGGCAGGAAAGUAAUUUUAUACAAUUUUAUUGAAUUCACAUUAUGUGAACAUAAUGCCAUUGCGACACAUUUAGGAUACUUAAGUAUUUGUUUUUUUGUUUUUUAAGCAGACAAUUGUAGACAUUUUGGAUUUGUCAUAUGACAAUGCAUUUAUGUAUUAAUGUAUUUCUGACAUAUGUGAUAACGAUACACGAAAUUCUUUAUUGUUAUUUACAUGAGAUGUACCCGGUUUCAAAUUCUUUGAUGGAAUAUUACUUUUUUUAUCGCUAAAUAAGAAAAAUGUAGAAAUAAUUUAUUGAAAAAAUUAUAGAAAAAGAGGAAAAGAAAUAUCUUUUUUAAUUACAUAUAAAAAAGAUACAGAUAAAAUAAGUACAAAAAUGCAAUUUUUACUAUUUCUCUAUAAAUAAGUAGAAAUUGUAAAUAAAGUACGUUUUGCUACAUAAAUCUUAUGUAUCCAUAUAAAAGAAAAACAUUUUAUUGUCUCUCUAAGAAAACUUAAUGAUGAUUGUUCUUUUGAAGAAUUUUUCGAGAAGAAUACCUUGUUUUUCAAUUGGGUACGCUCAUAUUUAUUUAUUAUAAAUCUAAUUGCGUGUCAUUAUGUUAUUAGUAAACCAAAUGGCCUUUUUAGAUUUUUUAGGUAUCGUUAAAAUUAAGUUGAAUUUUUAUAAUAAAGAGUCUGUAUUAUUAAUAAUUAGAUUUAUAAUUAUUAGAUAUAUAAGUAGUUUUUGCCAUUAUAUACCAAUCUUGUAUCACAAGUUAAUGCGUAAACAGAUUAUAUUACUGUUAACGACGUACAACGGCAUAAUACGUUACAAUCGGUAUAUUAAACGAAAUUACGUAUAUAUACGUUAUAAUUAAGUAUUAAGUAGAAUUAGUAUUAAAAUUUGAUUAUAUUAUUUCAACAGCCAUAAGUAUUAAAUUUAAAUAUAUAAUUGACAUACGUUUUAUAUCUCGUGCUACUGUAGCAAGGCUGUAAAUUCUUAUACAUUUGUGCAAAGACGAAUGUAUAUAUGCAAUAUCCACAUGUUUAUUCCACAGUUUAAAAGUAACAAAAGUUUUAAAGCCCAGAAUCCAGAACCCAGAAUAAAAAUACCUGUAUCACAAAUCUUUUUAUACAGGAAUAAAUGGAAUAAUUCUAUA
Messenger RNA from Formica exsecta, 6158 nucleotides. It is a transcript of the gene pyd, whose product is annotated as tight junction protein ZO-1. Lineage: Eukaryota; Metazoa; Arthropoda; Insecta; Hymenoptera; Formicidae. Gene Ontology annotation, cellular component: bicellular tight junction; plasma membrane. Bases 848 to 4471 code for a protein of 1207 amino acids. The transcript has 17 exons. Gene Ontology annotation, molecular function: cell adhesion molecule binding. Gene Ontology annotation, biological process: cell-cell adhesion; protein localization to cell-cell junction; cell-cell junction organization. The record is from RefSeq and is a predicted model, not a curated record.